Messenger RNA from Zootoca vivipara (common lizard), 775 nucleotides. RefSeq names its product cerberus 1, DAN family BMP antagonist (gene CER1). Lineage: Eukaryota; Metazoa; Chordata; Lepidosauria; Squamata; Lacertidae. The record is from RefSeq and is a predicted model, not a curated record.
AUGUUUUUGUUGUGGAUUUUGCUGCUUUCCUGGCUUGGAACAACAAAGCAAAUGGCUGUGCUGCAGAAGAAAAGGAGAUUUCUACACCACCUGCCUCAAGACAGAGAUACGCUAGUGAAAUAUCUAAGGGGCCAAGAAGGAGCUCUGGCAGAUACUGGUUUGUUUGGGACACACCUCUUGGCAGAAAUGGAGAGCGAGAGGCAAAAUGCCCCAGAGGUGACCAGGUUUCUUUUGGCAUAUAAAGAUAGCCAUGCCCCUCAAGAUUUGGGGAACAGAACUUCUUCCGCAAGUGCACAAAUCGCUCCUUGCCACCCUCACAGGAAAAGGGAAGCGGAACUGCCCUUCAGGAAAGAUGCCAAGAAGUUUUGGGACCUUUUCAUGUUGAAAACCAAGUCACGAUCUGAUGAGAUUGUCCUUCCUAUCAAGACAAAUGAAAUGUAUCAGGAGACAUGCAGCACCAUCCCUUUCUCUCAGAGCAUUGCACAUGAGAACUGCGAGGAUCUGGUGGUGCAAAACAACUUGUGCUUCGGGAGGUGCAGCUCUUUUCACGUCCCUGGUCUUGAAGACCGCCUCUACACCUUCUGCUCACACUGCUUGCCCACCAGGUUUUCCAUGGAACGUUUGGAGAUGAAUUGCACAAUCGCUGCUCCUGUGAUCAAGGUCGUCAUGAUUGUCGAAGAAUGCAAGUGUGAGGUUCAGAAAACAAGAGAACCCGAAAUGGGAUUUCUGCACUCAGAUCUGCAUGCCAAUGUGUAUGAACACAACUGAGCCUUUC